Messenger RNA from Scomber scombrus (Atlantic mackerel), 1065 nucleotides. RefSeq names its product copine-4-like. Lineage: Eukaryota; Metazoa; Chordata; Actinopteri; Scombriformes; Scombridae. Gene Ontology annotation, molecular function: calcium-dependent phospholipid binding. Gene Ontology annotation, biological process: cellular response to calcium ion. The record is from RefSeq and is a predicted model, not a curated record. The transcript is spliced from 11 exons. Bases 1 to 1065 code for a protein of 354 amino acids. Gene Ontology annotation, cellular component: plasma membrane.
AUGACUGACAUCUACGAGUCGGCGGCGAACUCUCUGGGUCUGUUCAGCAGUCCGUGUCUGACCAAAGUGGAGCUGCGGCUCACCUGUAAAGGAAUCUCCGACCGCGACGCUCUGAACAAACCCGACCCAUGCAUCGUGCUCAAGAUGCAGUCGCACGGCCAGUGGAUGGAGGUGGACCGUACUGAGGUGAUCCGUAGCUGUGUGAAUCCGUCCUACUCGAAGGUUUUCACUCUGGACUUUUAUUUUGAAGAGGUGCAGCGUUUGCGCUUCGAGCUGUUCGACAUCAACAGCGGCUACAACGGUCUGCGAGAGGCCGACUUCCUGGGAUCAGUGGAGUGCACGCUGGCACAGAUCAUCUCUCAGAGGAAACUGUCCAAAGCUCUGCUGAGACCAGGAGGAACUGUUGGGAAAGCUAUUAUCACGAUCUCAGCAGAGGAGCUGACGGGGAACGACGACUACAUCGAGCUUUCCUUCAGCGCCAGGAAACUGGAUGACAAGGACUUCUUCAGUAAGUCUGAUCCGUUCCUGGAGAUCUAUCGUCUGAACGAUGACGCAACGAUGCAGCUCGUCUACAGAACAGAGACUGUGAUGAAUAAUCUGAACCCAGUGUGGAAAACCUUCAAAGUGUCACUGAACUCACUCUGCAGCGGAGACCAUGAACGCAAGCUGCAGUGCACCGUGUGGGACUGGGACUCCAACGGGAAACACGACUACAUCGGAGAGUUCGAGGCGACGUUUAAAGAGAUGAGAGGAGCCAUCGAUGGGAGACAGGUUCAGUGGCCGUGCAUUAACCCCAAAUACAAAGUGAAGAAGAAGAAUUACAAAAACUCCGGGAUCGUCAUCCUCAACCAGUGCAAGAUCAUCAAGAUGCACUCCUUCCUGGAUUACAUCAUGGGAGGCUGUCAGAUCCAGUUCACAGUAGCCAUCGACUUCACAGCGUCUAACGGAGAUCCUCGUAACAGCUGCUCUCUGCACUACAUCCACCCGUACCAGCCCAACGAGUACCUGAAGGCUCUGGUUGCUGUGGGAGAGAUCUGCCAGGACUACGACAGGUCUCACAUUUGA